AUGGGCACUACCUGGCGGAGUCCGGGGUGGGUGCGGCUCGCGCUCUGCCUCGCGGGUUUAGUGCUCUCUCUCUACGCGCUGCACGUUAAGGCGGCGCGCGCCCGGGACCGGGAUUACCGCGCGCUCUGCGACGUGGGCACCGCCAUCAGCUGUUCGCGCGUCUUCUCCUCCAGGUGGGGCCGUGGCUUCGGACUGGUGGAACACGUGCUGGGCAAAGACAGUGUCCUCAAUCAAUCCAACAGCAUAUUUGGUUGCAUCUUCUACACACUGCAGUUGUUGUUAGGUUGCCUGCAGAGCCGCUGGGCAUCUGUUCUACUGAGGUUGAGUUCCUUGGUGUCUCUAGCUGGUUCUGUGUACCUGGCCUGGAUCCUGUUCUUCGUGCUCUACGAUUUCUGCAUCGUUUGCAUCACUACUUAUGCCAUCAAUGUGGGCCUGAUGGUGCUCAGUUUCCGGGAGGUCCAGGGACCCCAGGGCAAGGUCAAGGAGCACUGA
This is a messenger RNA of Rangifer tarandus platyrhynchus (Svalbard reindeer), 492 nucleotides long. The record is from the annotation of a GenBank genome assembly. Lineage: Eukaryota; Metazoa; Chordata; Mammalia; Artiodactyla; Cervidae.